AUGCUCACACUUAUCUACGCGGCAGACCGCCGGCUGGUCACUCUCCUGCAACCACAGAGGUCUGCUAAUGAACCCCUCAGCCGGCAGGCGGCAACUCGGUCGCCGCAGAAGCUACCCAAGGGCAUACGCUUUGCGCAUGGGAUUCCCGUCCGCGACCCGAACCCCGCGCCCUCGCUCCCGCGGCGCGGCGGCCCGCCGCAGCGCGCGCGCAUCCGCGGCGUGAAGCAGAUCGUCGUCGUCGCCUCCGGCAAAGGCGGGGUGGGGAAGAGCACGGUGGCGGCCAACCUCGCGCUGGCGCUCGCGCACACGUCGCCGCUGGGCCGUGCGCCCCGCGUCGGACUGCUCGACCUCGACAUCUUCGGGCCGAGCGUGCCCAAGCUCAUGGGGCUCGAAGGCGCGGGCGAGCCCGCGCUAUCCGAUCGCAACAAGCUGCUCCCGAUGCAGAACCACGGCGUCGCGACCAUGAGUAUUGGAUACCUCCUUCCGGCGGGGGACACGCCCGUGGCCUGGCGCGGGCUUAUGGUCCAAAAGGCUGUGCAGCAGCUUCUGUUCGACGUCGAGUGGGCUGAGGGCGGGGACGAGCUCGACGUCCUCGUCAUAGACAUGCCGCCGGGCACGGGAGACGUGCAGCUCUCCCUCGGCCAACUCGUCGUUGUGGACGGCGCCGUCAUCGUCUCCACGCCGCAGGACGUCGCGCUCAUCGACGCACGCAAAGGUGUCGUCAUGUUCAACAAGGUCAACGUGCCGAUCAUCGGCUUGCUGCUCAACAUGAGCCACUUUAUCUGCGGGAGCUGUGAUGCGCCGCACGAGUUGUUUGGCAGCGCGGACAAGUUUGUGCGCGCCGCGCACGAGCUCGGCCUCGAUGUGUUGGGCAAGGUGCCGCUCGUUACGAGCGUGUCGGAUGGCGGCGACGCGGGAAGGCCCGUCAUGGUCCAGAGCGAGGCGACGGGCGAACCUGUGCGCGAGGUUAUGCGCGGCGUCGGCGAAAAGGUGUGGAAGUGGCUCUUGGCCCGGCCACACGAAAACCACGGUGUGCGGGGAUGAGGCGAGGAUGUAGCGGUCGCAGAUUGUAGCAGCAUGGCAUCUUGCACAACUCCGGCGGCUGCUAGUCCAUGCAGUGCAGCCAUCCCUUGAGAUCC
Messenger RNA from Cutaneotrichosporon oleaginosum, 1139 nucleotides. RefSeq lists its product as uncharacterized. Gene Ontology annotation, biological process: mitochondrial respiratory chain complex I assembly; iron-sulfur cluster assembly. Gene Ontology annotation, cellular component: mitochondrion. The record is from RefSeq and is a predicted model, not a curated record. NCBI's taxonomy places the organism in Eukaryota, Fungi, Basidiomycota, Tremellomycetes, Trichosporonales, Trichosporonaceae. Gene Ontology annotation, molecular function: 4 iron, 4 sulfur cluster binding; ATP-dependent FeS chaperone activity; ATP binding.